AUGUGGCUUGUUACUAAAAUCACCGAGAAUGCCACUCGACUUGUACAAGACCCCUUUGGCAAUUAUGUGGUUCAAUACAUCAUUGACCUGAACGAGAGUGUCUUCACUGAGCCUUUAAUACAGCAAUUCCGUGGCAAGAUUAGCCAGUUGUCUCGUCACAAGUUCAGCUCCAAUGUUAUGGAGAAGUGCAUCCGCUGCGGCAAUGACGACUCUAAGGAUAUGAUGACCGCCUUGGAUCAUUGCACCUACCCCAUGAAGAUUCCGCUGGUCGAAGCCAUCCGUCCGAUCGUUCCUACUGUCAGAAACACUCCAUACGGUCGGCGACUUCAGGCCAAGAUCCAGCAGCACGAUACUCGAAGCGCUAAUACCAGCGGACAAGCCACCCCCGCUGACUCAACCCAGGGUCAGAUUGCGAUUCGUCCCCCCCACACUCGCGCUAUGACGAGCCAGUCUAUCGUGUCGCCACCCGGUCCCUACACGAAUGGCCACAGCCCCAACGGUAUUAACGGCACUCGAGGCAGAAUGGCAUACCCACCCCCUAACGGCAUGGGCGUCCCUGGCAAUGCUCCUCCGCAACCGCCGCGAAUGCCCCAGUACCCUACAUACCCUGGUGCUGGUGUUAACCCUGGAUCUGGCGAAGGUGAUUUCUUCUAG
Daldinia childiae is the source of this 654-nucleotide messenger RNA. Its product is annotated as Pumilio domain-containing protein C6G9.14. Gene Ontology annotation, biological process: post-transcriptional regulation of gene expression. Gene Ontology annotation, cellular component: cytoplasm. The record is from RefSeq and is a predicted model, not a curated record. The coding region runs from base 1 to 654 and encodes 217 amino acids. Lineage: Eukaryota; Fungi; Ascomycota; Sordariomycetes; Xylariales; Hypoxylaceae. Gene Ontology annotation, molecular function: mRNA binding. The transcript is spliced from 2 exons.